This is a messenger RNA of Dentiscutata erythropus, 822 nucleotides long. NCBI's taxonomy places the organism in Eukaryota, Fungi, Glomeromycota, Glomeromycetes, Diversisporales, Gigasporaceae. The record is from the annotation of a GenBank genome assembly.
AUGGAAACUGAUAAUCAAGAUACAAAUGUUAAUAUAAAUGAAGUUUGGGCAUCAGCAACUGAGACGUCUUCGCAACCGCCUCCACACGCAUUUAAAUUGCUUCUUGUGGAUACAAGUAAUGAAAUAGUACAAGCGUGGAAUAAUGAACUUAAAAAACUUCCAACUAAAGUAUUGCCUGAUGAUUCAACUCAAUGCUUGAAAGUUCAAGUUCAUCAUGGUACCUUUCAAAAUUUGUUAAAAACCAACCAAGCAGAAUGUUUAGUCUCUCCAGCAAACAGUUUUGGAUUAAUGGACGGUGGUAUAGAUUAUUAUAUUUCAGAAUAUUAUGGUGGUGUAAAUGAACUUAUUCCAGUUGUACAAAAGUCGUUAGAUUUUGAAUGGUGUGGUGAACAAAAUGUUGGUACUUGUUUAUUAGUUGAUGUUAGAGAGUUGGUUACAAAGAUUAAGAAUGAUUCUAAUGAAGAAAAGUGUUUUCCUGGAUAUAUAGCUCAUUGCCCUACCAUGAGAAUUCCUAAAAUUUUGAAUAAUGAUGAUCUUGUUUACAGAUGUACUUGGGCUAUGCUUACCGCUAUUAAAAAGCAUAAUGCUAAUAUACUUGAAGGUGAAAUUAAACAUCAUCGUAUAAAUUCUGUUGUAUGUGCUGGAUUUGGAACCGGUGUUGGCCAACUUUCGGAAAAUUUAUGUGCCAAACAGAUGAUGUUGGCUGUUAAUAAUUUUGUUAAUGCUCCUGCAAACGCUGAAAAAAGGCCUAUAACUGAUUCAUGGUUGAUACAAUGGCCUUAUGCUAGCAAGAUUAGUGAAUCAAUAGAUAAUACAACUUAA